CCGGAUCCUGAGUGCCUGAGGGGCGCGGAGACUCGGGGGGGAGGGAGGGAGGGAAGGAGAGAGGUGCCAGCAGCAUGGCGGCCGGGCACGAGCCGCCCAACCCUCCUCUUCCCCGUAGCCGCCGCCGCCCCUGGAAUCGCUGGGGCGCCCUGACCCGCUAGUGUUAGUUGGGAGCCCUCCGCCCUCCGCUCCCCCGGCCCUCCUUCCUUUCGGCGCCGCGGGUCGGGCCGGCGGGAGCUCCCCCGCCCACCCCGCCCGCUCGCGAGCCGGGCCAUGGAGGACGUGAAGCUGGAGUUCCCCUCGCUCCCACAGUGCAAGGACGACGCCGAGGAGUGGACCUACCCUAUGAGACGAGAGAUGCAGGAAAUUUUACCUGGAUUGUUCUUGGGCCCAUAUUCUUCUGCUAUGAAAAGCAAGCUGCCUAUACUACAGAAACAUGGAAUAACUCAUAUAAUUUGCAUACGACAAAAUAUUGAAGCAAACUUUAUUAAACCAAAUUUUCAACAACUAUUUAGAUAUUUAGUCUUGGAUAUUGCAGAUAAUCCAGUGGAAAAUAUAAUACGUUUUUUCCCUAUGACUAAGGAAUUUAUUGAUGGGAGCUUACAAACUGGAGGAAAAGUUCUUGUCCAUGGAAAUGCAGGGAUCUCCAGAAGUGCUGCCUUUGUUAUUGCAUACAUUAUGGAAACAUUUGGGAUGAAGUACAGAGAUGCAUUUGCUUAUGUGCAAGAAAGAAGAUUUUGUAUUAAUCCUAAUGCUGGAUUUGUCCAUCAACUUCAGGAAUAUGAAGCCAUCUACCUAGCAAAAUUAACAAUACAGAUGAUGUCACCACUCCAAAUAGAAAGGUCCUUAUCUGUUCAUUCUGGUACCACAGGCAGUUUAAAGAGAACACAUGAAGAAGAAGAUGAUUUUGGAAACAUGCAAGUGGCAACUGCACAGAAUGGCUGACUCAAGAGUAACAUUAUAGAGGGAGUGAAUUUCAGUUUGAAAGAGAAAAUACUAAAGAUGAUGACAAUAUAAAGUGGUAAAAACACAAGUAGUUUCCUUUCAGUUACAUGUUGCUUCCAGAAAUGUUUCUCUGCAACAUGUUAAGAAGAUGUCGGACUUCUGCAGUAGAUGGCAUUGAUGGUUUUACUUUUUUUUAACUUUACAGUUUUAUUAUAAACUAAGAAUUUUGGACUUGCAAUGAGUUAUUAUUGCAAUAAUGCACUUUUCAUACUUGAAAUUUAUUUGUAUGAUAUAAAGUUAUUACUUUAAACAAAAUGGAAGUUAGGGGGGAUUUGUUUAUCAUUUUUGGGUAAUUUAUAACAAAAGAAUUUCCUAGGGUUUGCUACAAAUUCAUUUUGUGUUCUAUAUAUUACAUUUAAAAAAUAAUUUUACAGUUACAUUUUAUGAUGGAACCCAACAUAACAGAAGUGCAGGCAUUGCCACUUUCUUAGUAUAAGACAAUAAAUUAAUGACCAUUUUUAAAACCUUGAUCCCUUGUUAAUUAGCUCUCCUUAUUUCCACUUAAUCCAAUUAAUGCUUCCUUUCUGUUACCUUAAUUCAUUUAUUCUUUAGGGAAAAAAAGGUUUAAUGAUCAAAGAAAGAUGUUUUGCUUUAUAGUAUAAGAUGCUCAAAAACAAAGGUAGUGUUAAGAUUUUCAAGUGACUUUCCUCUUUUCCUUUUUCUUUCAAAGUGCAUAAAUUUCUGGUUUUUUGAGACAGGGUCUUGCAUAUAGCCCAGGAUGGCCUCCAACUUGUGUUCCUCCUGCCUCAGCCACCCAAGUGUUGGGAUUACAGGCUAGAAAUACAUAAAUCUUGAUACUGAGUUCUUGCACAGUAUCUCCUCAAAACAGGACUGCCAACUUGCUUGUUUUCUGUCCUCAUCUCUGAAAUUUGUCCCACUACAAAGAAGGGGCUCUCUGCAGUCCCUCCCCAGCAGUCCCCCCAUUUUCUGGCAGUAGCUUCCACCCACGGGGGAGGAUCUGCUGUUGUUUUUCUGAUGAGCUCAAGGUCCACAGCCCUGGUAAUCAGGUUCUUCCUGGAGCAUCUAUGGAUCCCCGAAGAGCUGCAGCAGCUUUUGUACAGGGAACCAGUGGACAGAAGUAUCGUUCAUGUGUCCAUGAACUGGAGCCUGAGGACACUCGCUCCUCCAGGCCUCCCAGCUUUGCAGUGCAAAGAGAAUCUUCCCGUAGAGUCCUUGUCCUCAGCCUCUUCUCAAGGCCUCUGAAAUGUCCCAUAUGUUGGUCAUCUGGAAAGGGCUCCUGCUGGCCAGUUGCUCCAUAAAGGGUGGUUGGACAGGACCGUCCCCAGGGAACACGUUGAGAUGGUGUGGGACAGAUGCUUCACUUGCUCUCCUUGGCCCCCUGAGAACCACACUGUCAAGGGUGUUGGGAACUGCAGUGUCAAGUGGGCCAACAGUAUGUCAGACCCAGCAGUGACUUCCAGGAGCCGACACUGUUCCUGAAGAAAACCAGAAGCACCUGCUGGACUCUGCUGUGACGCCACAGGCGAAGGUCCCAACAGGGAGCACACGCACUGCACGUGGAGACUCCCUUGGCCAAGGUUUCACUGAGCUGGAGGUAGGGCUCAUGUGGGACCCAUCUGAUGAGGAGUCGAGAUGGAGGAGUCUCCCCACAGGAGCCUUCAUUUGUUCCCGCUGUCCUCCACCACUGAGCUACAGCCCCAACCCUUUUUUUAAACAGGGUCUUACUAAAUUGCCCAGCCUGGGCUCAAUCUUGGAAUCCUCCCUGCCUCAGCCUCCUGGGUGCUGGGAUUACAGGUUUAUGCCACUGAGCCCAGCUUCUACUGUCUUCUAAGCUAUCGGUGAUGGUUUCCACUUCGGAACUCUAGAAAUCAGAGACCGUCAGGCUCCACUGGACCACUGUGCCCCUGCAGCUCUGCCUGCCUCUCCACAGCAGCGCCACCAAAAGCCUCUGCCAAGGUCCCAGCGCCAGCUUCUCGGCCCUAGCCCAUGCUCUCCCUGUCUGCUUUUUUGAAGCCAAAUGUUGUGCCUGUUCUCUGAGUUCCCUAGCUGUUUCUACCUUUGUUGGAAUGGUUCUAAACAGACUGAUAAACCAGUGUAACACCAUUUUUUUUUCUAAAUGAAGCCCCCAAAAAGAAAAGUGCCUUGCAUCACUUUAAAAAGUUAAUCCUCAUUGACCUCUAAACUAGUAAAUAGGCCAGUGAAAAGCUCUUAAUAUUUUUGGUAAUUUCUUUUGUCUUUAUUAGUUUAACCUGAACCUUGACGAAACAUUACUAAAUUAUUUGGAGUAUGGGAUAUUUACUUCUUCAUUUCAUAUCAUCUUGUUUCUGUGAAGUUUCAAUUCAGACACUUUUCUCUGAAGAUGAAUUUAUUGGGGAAAGUGAUUUGUGCAUGUCUUUUGUGAAUUUUAAAUUAGCAUUUUAAUCAGUUCUUUACGUUGAAGUAAUCCAAAUUUUCCCCAUAAUUUGCAUUAGCAAAGUUACCUUAUAGGUCUUUAGUUGUUUAUGUUCUUAUUUAUAUGUCACUAAAACUGUUGCUAUUUUGAAUAUGUGAGGGAAAGGGAGUGUUUUUAACUUCCGUAGUUGAUGACCUUAGGGCAGCACAAACAAAACUCCCCUCACCUCUCCAUCCUGUCGAGGUGCUUCACAGAGUGGUCCUUACUGAUGGGACAAUGUUCAUACCUUCCUGAGUCCCGGACACGUUGCAAGGCACCGUGGUACACCGGUUACUGACAUGCUUUCCUCCCUCAGUUGUAAUAAUAUAGAAAAAGCUGUUAUCUAGUAUAAUGGAAGAGUGAAAACUAAUUUAAAAUGGCUGUUAAUUAGGAGUCAAUUUCUCUUAACCCAUGUGAUAGUCCUGUUCUUAUUUCCAUCCCUUCUCCUAUUUUGCCACCCUGAAAACAGAUUAACCCCAUGAUGGUCCGUUUUGUACUGUGUGAUUGGGUCAUCUGUUGUCGUAGUCUAGUGGAAUUCAGAUGCCAUUGGAUGUUCAAAAUUCUAGUUGAUAAAGACCUAGAUAGCGUGGCUUUUCUGUAUAUAAAUCAUUCCUGGGUAGAUCAGCAAAACAGUCUCUUGGAAUGUAAUCAACCUAUGAUACUUCAUUCAGCAGAAACUGCUUAAAAUAAUUUUUAUGAAAGUAAAUGUGGAUUUUACAACUUAGGCAGUUACAACCUAAGAGUUUUAAAAAAUUAUUUUGGUAAAAAUACAUCAUUUCUAGAAGUCUGCCUAAAAUUACAGUUGCAAUAGCACAUGCCUGUAAUCCCAACUACUCAGGAGGCUGAGACAAGAUUUCAUGUUUAAGCCCAGCCUAGGCAAUUGAAUGAAACCCUGUCUCAAAAAUAAAAAGGCUGGGAAUGUAGCUCAGUGUUAUAUAAAGGCCCUAGGUUCAGUCCCCAGUACCAGGAAAAAAAAAUUGUUAUUAAUCUGAUUUGUAGCUGUAAUUUUCAAUUUUUUCUAGCCAGUAUCGUUUUUAUGUUGUCACUAAAGUGCCUGCCCAGCACUGUAUACUAAAGACAGUUUCUCUUAAACACAAGCAAAAGAGACUGCCAUCAUCUUGAGUAUAAGAGCAGUGAAUGUGGACAAAACACAAGAUUAUUCUUUCAUAUAAGAAACAUUGAAGAUUGUUUUUUCUUGGAUCUGUUCGUCUACAUUAAAUGUUCAACUAGUUCUUCAGUUAGCCUCUCCUAGUUUUGGUUUCAUUCUGCGAUCCUUUUAUUUCCAGUGAUGGUUUGUGAUAGUUAACUAUGAUAAACUUAACAAAUCAUGUUUUAUUUUCUAGAGCAUUUGAAUAAUGUAUGACUCCCCAAUUUUAACAUCAAAUAUGUAAUCUGGGUACAAAAUUUAAAGUGAAAUUACCUCAAAACAUUACUGUAAUUGAUGCAAUUACAUCAAUUGGAUUACUGUCCAUUUUGAAAGUAUGAAAUAGCACUGAAAAUAUUCAAACUGGAAUGGCAGUUUUCUUCUAAUUUUAUCUAAUUGGUUCGUGUUAAUUUCUUAUUAGAUGUUUAAACAAUAGUUAGCUUUAUUUGUAUCUACUCUGGUGGAAAUGUUAAACCAUGAUAGCUUUUGGUAUCAGCUCUUAACCACUCAACUUAUAGAGCAGAAUAUUCAUCCACUUUGGGGUGGGGGGAUUUUGUGCUUAAUCUGAGUUUAGAAAUACUGUCAGAAAAUGUUAAGCAUGCCCUUUUUGAGAAAAUAUUAAUGUUUCUAAUUGUCCUGUUGCCAUGGUGAUUCAAGUGAAUUAGAAGUAUUUAACUGCAAUCUUGAAUUAUAAAGUUGAGAUGUAUAUAUCAGGAGCUCAACUUGAUGUAAAGUAAAUGAGCAGUUACCUGGUGGAUUUUUAAAAAAAAUAAUUGGUUUAAUCCAUAAUCCCAUAUCAAAACAUAGCUUCACUUCAGUAUUUAUCUUUUUCCAUUCAACAGUGCUAAAAUAAGGAAAUGAUAAAUAGGUAAGAGUUACUUUUGUUUGUUCAUUAGAAAAAUAAGUUUCUAGAGUCUUUGCUGGAUUUUCUUUGUCUUUCCUAUCCAUGGCAGCUACAAAACAAAACAAAAAAAUCACUCAAAAUAUUUUACAUGUUAAAUACAUGUUAAAUACAUGUUUACAUGUUAGCUCUCUUCUCAACAGAGAGUUGCCAUACCUCACAGUUCAAAGUGUAUUCUAUAGAUCAGUAACAUUAUACUGACAUGUAAUUGCAAUUUACUAUGCAGCAAAAAUGAUUCAAGAAGAGAAUAAUGUACAGUGUCUGUUUACCUUUGUAUAGACAAUUGCUUAUGUUACUCUUUUAACAUUUGUACUUGGGUAAAUGCUUAUGUAUGUAUAGGAAUGUCACAAUGCAAGAUGCUGCUAGCUCAGGCACAAAGUAUUAAAAUUAUUUUGUGAA
Molecule: messenger RNA, 5841 nt
Organism: Heterocephalus glaber (naked mole-rat)
Lineage: Eukaryota; Metazoa; Chordata; Mammalia; Rodentia; Bathyergidae
Source: RefSeq, a predicted model, not a curated record